AUGGCGGGCGACGAGGGUGUCGACCUGACAGCGGAGGCGAUGCAGCUGUCCGAGGUCAGCAAGACUGUGGCAGGAGGAGGCUUUGUCUACUCGCGCGUGGAUUGCAUCAGCAAGCAGAUUCGUGGUCUCGGACUUCUUGCCGAGUAUCCCUUCCUUCGACACCUGGACUUGUCACGGAACUGCAUCAAGGAUGUGAGUCCAGUCGGCAAGCUCCAACAUGUCCUUUCACUCAACCUCUCGUCGAAUGCUAUCCCCAAGCUGGACUGGGCGGCGCAGGAGCUUCCUCACCUGCUGUUCCUCGAUUUGAGCAAGAAUCAGCUCCAGGAGCUGCCGCAGCUUCACAUGCCAGCGUUGAGGCGGGCCGACUUCCGCUUCAACCAGAUUUCCACGUGCGCCGACUUUCAGGGCCACUCAACGCUGCAGACGCUGCGGCUUUCAUCAAACCAGCUGGCUUCGGCAGCUGGAUUAAACAAAAGCCCGAAACUUGAGGUUUUGGAGUUGAGCGAAAACGCACUCGCCGACCUCAACGACGUCUACAGGCUUCCCUGCCUCUCCACUCUGGAGAUCUCCAAGAAUAAGUUCGAAUCGCUGAUCGCCCCCUGGCAUGAAAUGGCAGCCCUCAAAGUCCUGGACGUCUCCCAAAACGCCUUCGCCGAUGCGUCGGCCCUGAAGCCCCUGGAGGUGAUGAAAGAGCUCAGGAGCCUCGUUGUGGCGGGCUGUCCUGUUGAAGAGCAGGCGGCCGGUGGUUUCCAAACCGAAACGAGACGGAUUCCGUGCAAUCGGAAUAGCUUCGAUUCAAUAUCAACCACUUCGAAGCACUAUGUCAUGUAUAUAUAUAUAUAA
Molecule: messenger RNA, 843 nt
Organism: Symbiodinium sp. CCMP2592
Lineage: Eukaryota; Dinophyceae; Suessiales; Symbiodiniaceae
Source: the annotation of a GenBank genome assembly